Messenger RNA from Didymella exigua CBS 183.55, 1589 nucleotides. Its product is annotated as alpha/beta-hydrolase. The coding region runs from base 220 to 1389 and encodes 389 amino acids. Gene Ontology annotation, molecular function: hydrolase activity. The transcript has 3 exons. Lineage: Eukaryota; Fungi; Ascomycota; Dothideomycetes; Pleosporales; Didymellaceae. The record is from RefSeq and is a predicted model, not a curated record.
CAACAAAUGAGAUCAGAACGACUUCACAGCAUUCGCGCGUGCAUGGACAUGUCAGUAACGCCCGUUUGCUCAGAGGGCGGCUAAGCGGUUGUGGCUUAGGCUAACCAGUGGAGUUUUCGUCAUCGUCAUCAACCGAGCUGCAAGCGCCGGGGGUCUGUCGACCAACAAGUGGCUCAGUCUCGAGAGGUAUUGUUGCGUUCUUCGCAACCUCUCCCCGCAAUGAUACUCAGUCAGAUAUCCUACCUUGAUUGCAUCGCGUUCUUGGUAUUCCUUGUACCUCAAUUGCUGCUUCAGAUUGGCCUAUUUCCCGUCCUCAAAUGGCUGAUCGCAGCGCUGCCGUUCAUCGUUUUGGUCAUCCCGUAUCAAUUUAUUCGCGAACGAUUCUUUACACCAUAUUCAAGACGUAGCCCAUUUGUAAAGAAGGCAACACCUUUCCAGGACUUCGUUAUUAGAUGCGUCCGCUAUGCGUUCGCGAACAUGCCAGCCUUCAUUGGUCGCGUCUUCUUUUCCAAGGGCGUCUCAUUACCAUUUUUGCGGUUCCGAAUGCUCCGUCACGGCAUUGUUACGAGCCCGAUCAGGUGGACUGAGGUGAAGAGGCCUGACUUCAGAGGUGUACUAAUUAAACACGACCAACAGGAGCAGCCAGAUAUCGUCGUCUACUACGCUCAUGGUGGUGGGUUCUCGAUGGGCAGUUCCUACUUCUACAUGGAGUUCCUACUCGCAUGGGUCACACUACUCAAAGCUGCUGGCUACAGAAAUCCCGCGUUGUUUGCGCUGGAAUACACCUUGGUACCUGAUACGACAUACCCAUCUCAGCUCCACGAAACCCUUGCUGGCUACAGCUACGUACUCUCACUUGCUCCAUCAUCGACUAAAGUGGUCGUUGGGGGUGAUUCGGCUGGCGCAACCCUUAUGCUCAGCUUCUUGCUCCAUUUGACAGAACACGCAGAGCUAAGGCACCAACGACCUGGAAUGGCGGUCAUGAUCAGCCCCUGGGUUACCAUCGUCUCGAAGAACAACCGCAACACCGCCUCAGACUUCCUCAAUGAUGAAUCUCUCGAGCAAUAUGGGCGCCAGUAUAUUGGUAAAAAGGCUUCUGUCGACGAUCCAAUGGUAUCUCCCGGCCAUUGCAAGGACAUGAAGAGGUGGACAGACGCAUCACCAGAGAAAGGUUGGUACGUCCUCUACGGCAGUGAAGAGGUACUCGGGCCUGAGACAAGAGAGCUUAUAAGUCUCCUCAAGAGCACAGGCACACAUGUUGAUGAGUGGGAGGAGCAAGGCGGCAUUCACGCAUGGCCUGUUGCAAGCUUGUACCUGGGCGAAAGCAAGGAUGAGCGACUUAGCGGACUGCAAAGCAUCGUUGAAGCUAUCAAAGAUAAAAUACUAUGAAAGCAGCAGGUCCCUGCCAACGAAGUCAACGAUAGUCACCUCCUUGAAUACUGUGGUGGGAGAUCGAAUCCAAGCUCUCGAGCAGCUUGCUGAAGUUGUGCCACCCUCUUCACCUCCUCCAAAGCCCAUUGUUGGGCCACUGCUGAUGGGUCGGCAUUAUGCAGCGACAAUGCUCGAGCAGAGAGAGGGGUGAACGCACC